This is a messenger RNA of Phanerochaete carnosa HHB-10118-sp, 411 nucleotides long. RefSeq lists its product as uncharacterized. The record is from RefSeq and is a predicted model, not a curated record. NCBI's taxonomy places the organism in Eukaryota, Fungi, Basidiomycota, Agaricomycetes, Polyporales, Phanerochaetaceae. Gene Ontology annotation, biological process: double-strand break repair via homologous recombination. The transcript has 2 exons. The annotation marks the transcript as partial. Gene Ontology annotation, cellular component: chromosome; nucleus; cytoplasm. Gene Ontology annotation, molecular function: 3'-5' DNA helicase activity; ATP binding; four-way junction helicase activity.
AAACAUGUGGUCCUCGAUGUUGGUACAGGUGGAGGCAAAACACUGGCAUUCUAUCUUCCGGCGCUCUUCGCAGCUUCUGGUCAGCUCAUGAUUGUUGUCAUCGCUUUAAAUGUCUUGGCAGCACAGAACAUUGCCCACAAAUACACCAUCGUUAUAGCUAGCCCGGAGCAGAUCGUCAAGUGGGGCAGAGGGUUUGAGCGCCUGUUCAAGGACCUCUCUUUCCAUGCUCGUAUCUUAUGUGUAGUCUUCGAUGAGGGUCAUUGCAUUAGCCAAUGGGGUGCUUUUGGUCCGGAAUACAGUGAGAUAUCGAGGCUCCGGUACUUGUUACCAGAAAGCAAAUUUAUUUUUGCCUCUGCAACAUUCUCACCACUCAUUUUGGACGACAUCAAGAAGUUAUUUGGUCUUGCUUGA